Phyllotreta striolata is the source of this 1161-nucleotide messenger RNA. Lineage: Eukaryota; Metazoa; Arthropoda; Insecta; Coleoptera; Chrysomelidae. The record is from the annotation of a GenBank genome assembly.
UGUCAAUCUCUUAUCUACUUAAAAACAGUAUGUUUUUAUUUGUGUUGUAAUUUAUUAUUUAAUUAAAUUAGGUUUGCGAAAUUUUAAUAAACAUUUUUGCUAAUAAUAAAAACAUGGCAAACUCCACGAAUACUAACGAGUCUUAUAAUUUUAAAGUUGUACUACUAGGAGAAGGUUGUGUAGGGAAAACGAGUCUUGUAAUCCGAUAUAUAGAAGAUAAAUUUAAUCCAAAACAUAUAUCUACGAUACAGGCUUCAUUUUUAACUAAAAAGAUAAAUUUAGAUGGUAGUCGUAUAAAUCUAUCUAUAUGGGAUACAGCAGGACAGGAGAAAUUUCACGCUUUGGGGCCCAUUUACUAUAGGUCUUCGAACGGUGCAGUAUUAGUUUAUGAUAUUACCGAUGAGGAUUCUUUUCAAAAAGUCAAAUGUUGGGUGAAAGAACUGCGCAAAAUGCUAGGGACUGAUAUUUCGUUAGUUAUAGUCGGAAAUAAAAGCGAUUUGGAAAAGGAUCGACAUGUUGAUUUAGAUUUAGCUAAAACUUACGCCGAAAAAGUGAAAGCCAUGCAUUUUCAAACUUCUGCUAAGCUGAACGAAGGCGUGGAAGAAAUGUUUCUGGCUCUGGCUCAGAAAAUGCUGGAAGAGGCCAAGCUGAAGGCUGCUCACGAAAUCAGCUUAACGAGAAGAAAUUCCCAACGGGUGGUUCAAGUUGUAGACGAUGAAAACGUGCCGAAUACUAAUAAGAGCUGCUGCUCCAAUAGUUAGACUGUCAUUAAGUUCUAACCACUAUUAUUAUUACUGUAUAUAUAUUAUUAUUGUUUUAUUGCUACUAUUUUACAUGUGAUGUUAUUGUAAGUGUAAGAUUUAUUAUUAUACCACAUGCUGAAAAUUUAUUUUAUUUUUUAUAAAACAGAACUGGAUGUUUUGUGAUGUUUGCUCACUGCAUUUAGACCUGUAGAAGUGAUCGAUUAGUUCCAUUAAAUUUUCAGAAAUAUCCAUUGCAUUUUUGAUUUCUUUUUGCGGCCUAAAAGAAGAAAGUUGUUAAUAAAAGUUGCAUUAAAAGAUACUUACCAAAAUAUUAUUUAGUAUGUGAUAACUGAAAGAAAUGUUAAAAAUUAGACCUUUCAUCAUUUUAUAGUAAUUUUGAUCAUUAGUGUUUCUAUUU